AUGGCCAUCGACCUCGCGCGGUACGGGCGGUGGGAGCGGAUCUGCCGACUGGAGAGUGGCGACGCAUCCGAGGUGUGUAGCAGCUCGGGCGAGACCGUGCUCCACAUCGCCGUCACCUCUGCACAUCCGCCAUCGCGGAAGCAGUUCCGCACACUGCUGCGACUCUGUGCUCAGGUGAUAGACGCCAAAGCGGGGUCGAGCAGCCUGACGCCUGCGGCCGCCCUCUGUCUCGCUGCGGGCAAGGACUCGCCGCAUGCCGCCGGCAUGCUCGCCGAGCUGGUAGUGGCGGGUGCGUCGGUGACGGCUCGCUCACGCGGUGGCGAGACGCUGCUCCAUUGCGCUGCGGCGUGCAAUGCCUUCCUCCUUCUGCGACUGCUGGUCUGCUCGGCGACGGUGCCCGAGGGACGCAAGCUGUUGAACGCCAAGGACGGUGCCGGGCGGACGCCACUGGCGGUUGCUGCCGCUGCGGGGCAUCGCGAGGCGCUCGACGUGCUCAUCGUCGCAAAGGCGGAUCUGGACGCACUUGUUGCCGCCGGUGCGCGGCUGCGGAUCCAGGACGAGGUCGGCGAAAGCGCGCUGGAUGUGGCGGUCCGGCUGGCACAGGCUGAGGCUCGCGCGGGCGUCGGCUCCGGUGAGGCCACGCUGCUGGCAACGUACCUCGAGCGCAUCGCUGGCGUCCCGGUUGGGCUGCGCGACCCGGACGUGGCGCUCGACGACGGCAUGGUCUCGCUGGAGGCCGCCGGCAAGGUGGCGGCAGGACUUGGCUUUACCCUCACUGCCGUCGUCGCGGCACUGAUGGCGCUCGGCGGCCCGUGGGUACUCGUGAUUGUCCCGCUUGGUCUCGGCAUGAUGAACUUUGUCAAGUCAAACCGCAACGUCAUUAGCCACCCGCGAUGGGUCCCGGCCAUUUGCUGCGGCCUCAUUUCUAGCACUGUGGCUUUUGUAUCUACCUGGGCGGGCUACGCAAGCACGUCCGAGUGGCUGAUGUGGAGCUGCGGCGCGAUGGCGGUCCUCAUCUCGUUCCUCCAUCUGGUCACCUCGCCGUCAGGCGUGUACCUCGCACCACGGUUCCGCACGCCGCAUCCUGGCUUCCCGUUCUCGACGACCAAGCUCUCGCUAGUGAGUCCUGCGCUCGACGAGAUGCCGGGCGAGAUCCGCGGUGCGGCACAGCCGAUCGACAUGUACGCGUGGGCGCCUCCGACGCUGGUUGCCGGCUACUGCCAGACGUGCGACGCCGUCCGGCCGCUGCGGGCCAAGCACUGUGCGCGGUGCCGCGGAUGUGUGCCGGCCAUGGACCACCACUGCGAUGCGACGGGAACGUGCGUGGGUGCCGGCAACCACGGCCCGUUCUAUGUCUUUCUCCUCUUGACUACCGCAUACACUCUCGCGGCGCUUGUCCAUCUCGUGCCUCGGACUCGGCUCGGCGCGGUGGCGUGGUGGGCGACGGUCCGAUCGGGCACCCUGGUCAGCAGCAGCUUGGACAACGUGUCGUGGGUCGAGCUUAGCUGGCCGAUGUGGAACUCGCUUGUCCUUGUCUUUGGUUUUGUCUUUGCUGGCGCCAUCUGGUUUUCCCAGACCUGGUUCAUCUCGCGCAACGAGCUAUUCAACGAGGUCCGCAACGGCGCCAAGUAUCGGUACUUGCGCAACAGUGAUGGUCAAAAGUUUAAUCCAUUCGACGAGGGUGUGGCCGGCAACUGGUGGGCCUUUGUCUCGGGCGCCGACCGCAGCUUCCCGGCGACGCUCAAGUGGCGGCUGAAGGCGCAGGCCAUGGCCAGCGGCGAGCGGCAGCGUGGACUCCAUGCUGUCUAA
Messenger RNA from Thecamonas trahens ATCC 50062, 1809 nucleotides. RefSeq lists its product as uncharacterized. The coding region runs from base 1 to 1809 and encodes 602 amino acids. Gene Ontology annotation, cellular component: endoplasmic reticulum; Golgi apparatus. Gene Ontology annotation, biological process: protein targeting to membrane; peptidyl-L-cysteine S-palmitoylation. Lineage: Eukaryota; Apusomonadida; Apusomonadidae. The record is from RefSeq and is a predicted model, not a curated record. The transcript has 2 exons. Gene Ontology annotation, molecular function: protein-cysteine S-palmitoyltransferase activity; protein binding.